AUGGACCCGCAGACAAGAGAGUUCUUUGUUAUGGAGGCUGUCACGAGAGCGGAGUAUGUCUUUGUGUUGUCAGUGGGUGCUGCAGUGGACUUGACUAUAGAGGAUGUUGUGGAGGUGUACAAGGGAGACAAGGCAGAAAUUCAUUGCCAGUACGCUUUCACAGAGGAACCCACAAUGCUGAUGGUUCAGUGGUUUGUGCGUAAACGUGACGGUAACAGAGAGAGAAUCUCCUACAGCGAUCGUGAGCAGCAGAAGGUGGACGAUGACACAGAUUACACCGGCCGCAUCACUGUCACCGGGGACGACGUCAGAGAGACUCUGAUAAUCCACAACGUCCAGGUGUCUGACGACAGAGAGUUCUUCUGUCAGGUGAACGGGUUUGUGGCCGGGAACGGCGAGGGCAAGACCCACUUAAAGGUUUUCGCCCCUCCUCAAAAACCUGUGAUCGAGGCUGUGGACUCUGGAAUCUCUGUAACCAAAGACUACCCGUCUAAGAUUGCAUCUUGUGAAGUAAGAGAUUGCUUCCCAAGACCAAACAUCACAUGGUACCGGAACCGUGUAGCACUGAUCCCCAAAAGUGGCCAGGUCAACGUGGUCACAUUGUUGUCGACGGAUUCUAGCGGACUUCACACUGUUGAGAGUGAGCUGCAAUACAAGGUUUCUAAAGAAGACAGAGAGGCGCACUUCUACUGUGAGGUCAGCUAUUUAGUCCCCGGAGCAGUGAGGACCGCUGAAUCUAGGCCUGUCAACAUCAUAGUGCACUACCCCACGACGAAUGUCGAGAUGUGGAAGGAAUCGCCCGAGGGCCUGGUCAAAGAGGGGGACACAGUGGAGCUCCGUUGCCUGGGCGAUGGGAACCCCCCACCAGACUUCAUUUUCACCAGAGAACAACAGCCGGAUGAAGAACUGGACGCUUAUGCAAAUUCGCUGGUUCUGAUGGACGUGACGCGUGGCCACAGUGGCACAUACCAGUGCCGUUCGCUCGACAUGGGCACGGAGGAGGAGGUGAUUGGGAGCACACAAUUGACAGUCCACUACUUGGAUCCAGCUGUGGUUGUGCCCAAAGACUCUGAGGUAAUGCAAAAAGGAGAGAGAUUAAUAGCUACCUGCAAUGCCUUGUCUUCUCUAGAUACCUCCACGGUUUGGUAUAAGGACGAUGUUGAGGUUGGCACAGGACACAUGCUGCUCUUGAACAAUGCUACCUUCGACACAGCGGGAGAGUAUUAUUGUGUGGUAACUGUACCCACACUACGCGGCCUGCAGACCAGUGGCUCCGUCCAUAUCAUCGUCCAGGGUGCUCCUGAGAUGAAGGAUGCAGACAGGGAGAUAGUUAUGUCAGAGAAGGUGGGGAGAUGGGUGAACCUGAGCUGUGAAGCACGAGGUCACCCACAGCCCACCAUAACCUGGAACGUCAUCGGCAGUCAGGGCUGGCGCGAGGUCUCGAACAAAGUGACCGAGGACAGCAUUCAGAGCGUCGUGACAGUUAAAGUGACCUCUGACACCAACGUGUCCUGCAACGCUACAAACAAGGAGGGAACAGAGAUGAAAAGCUAUUACAUCAGACCAAUUCCUUUGGUCUCCGUUCUUCCAAACACGGCUGCUGAGGGAAGUGGCGUGAUCAUCGUUGUUAUCAUUGUCUGCAUCCUUCUCUUGGCCAUCAUGGGCAGCGUCAUCUACUUUCUCUACAAGAAAGGCAAGCUGCCCUGCGGACGCUCGGGAAAACAAGAAAUCACUAAUGUCUAUAGCACGAAAGAGCCGGUCAGGAAGGAUGACAUCGUAGUGGAAAUGAAGGCAGACAAGACUGAGGAAUCUGUUCUACUGAAGGGCGUAAAUGGCGACAAGAAACCGCCAAACGACCAGUACAUCGAUCUACGGAAAUGA
Chanos chanos (milkfish) is the source of this 1881-nucleotide messenger RNA. It is a transcript of the gene mcama, whose product is annotated as melanoma cell adhesion molecule a. The record is from RefSeq and is a predicted model, not a curated record. Gene Ontology annotation, cellular component: plasma membrane. Lineage: Eukaryota; Metazoa; Chordata; Actinopteri; Gonorynchiformes; Chanidae. The coding region runs from base 1 to 1881 and encodes 626 amino acids. Gene Ontology annotation, molecular function: laminin receptor activity. The transcript has 16 exons.